CAUAGAAUAAGAACGAACAGGUCCUCUAUCGUUUCCUACAUAGUCUGUAGGUUUUGCAGCCACAAUCAAGGAAGGAAGAAAAUGGCGUCGAACGCGGCGGUGCCGUUCUGGCGUGCAGCGGGCAUGACGUAUAUCACCUACUCAAACAUAUGCGCCAAUCUCGUCAGAAACUGCUUGAAGGAACCCUACAAGACUGAAGCCCUUGCUCGUGAGAAAGUCCAUUUCUCUAUCUCCAAGUGGACCAAUGGAAAGCCUGAAAAGCCCACUCUCCGCUCAGAUUCACCUGUAGAAUGAGUUGCAAGGUUGGUCAUUGAAGUGUCUAGAUGGGAAGGAGUUUAAUCUAUUUUUUGUAAUUUUUCUGUAAUGUCCAAAACAUGUGGACAAAUUUCAGGCUUCGAGAUGGAUGUUUUACUUCAUAAUAACGUAUGUUGCAAAUAGACUGAAGUUGGCCCUUUCAUGGGCACUCUGCAUCUUAAGUGCUGCUGUCAGGUUGUUUCGGCUGCACCUAGAAAAACAGUCUCUUUUCGUGAGUAUUGGUGGAAUGUUUACUUCGCGCAUGCCCACUGGGCACUUGCUACGUGUUGAAUGGUCAAUUUUUGUGUAUUUGUUGAUUAAUUCCG
Molecule: messenger RNA, 620 nt
Organism: Theobroma umbraticum
Lineage: Eukaryota; Viridiplantae; Streptophyta; Magnoliopsida; Malvales; Malvaceae
Product: ATP synthase epsilon chain
Biological process (GO): proton motive force-driven mitochondrial ATP synthesis
Cellular component (GO): mitochondrial inner membrane
Molecular function (GO): proton-transporting ATP synthase activity, rotational mechanism
Source: RefSeq, a predicted model, not a curated record